This is a messenger RNA of Glycine soja, 1788 nucleotides long. RefSeq lists its product as uncharacterized. Bases 1 to 1788 code for a protein of 595 amino acids. Lineage: Eukaryota; Viridiplantae; Streptophyta; Magnoliopsida; Fabales; Fabaceae. The transcript is spliced from 6 exons. The record is from RefSeq and is a predicted model, not a curated record.
AUGGCCACAGAUCCGACGUCUCCUCCACAGUCCGAUGGUCAAUCAGAGGCGACUUCCAAGAGGAGUAGAACAACGACACGGCUGAGAACAUUGACAUUAAGAACCGUGGAUCAGCCUAGACCGGCUGUUUAUGUGGAUCCCGCUACCGGGAGAGCAUCCGGACCGAUGCGUGAAAAGUUCCACAGCUACCUAGGCGUAGUGGCGCGAGAAAAGGUUCCCAUUAUCCACAAUAAUUGGAAAGACGUACCUGAAACGCUAAAGGAGAUUGUGUGGAAUGACAUUCUAGCAAAGUUUGAUAUCGCAGAAGCUACGAAGGUGAAGACGAAGGUUAUGUCAACAGUAGCGACGAGAUGGCGGCAAUUUAAGUCCACAUUGACUAGCAAAUUUGUGUUUGCUAAGACUGAAGGUCAACAAACACAGGAUGUUGUGACAAAAUAUGGACUAGAUCCUGAAGCGUGGAAACAAUUUGAAGAAACCCGCCUGACACCUAACUGGGAGGGUAUUAGGAAACGAGCACAAUCAAUUCAAAAACACAACGACUGCCCUCACGUACUUUCACGUGGGGGAUAUGAUUUGCUUGAGAAGAAAUUGUUAGACCAGAAACGAAAAAGGAUACAAGAGGAAGCAUUGUUGAGUGAAAAUCCAGCAAGUGUUGAUGAACCCCCAUCCCCAAUAAAAAGGCAUGUUAAGUGGAAGGUUGCUCGGACCAGGGCUGUUGGCAAUAUGACAUCUGACUCUGCACAGGAAAUUGCAGAUAAAAUAGUAAGUUCACCAAUAUGUUGCAAUGACUCCUUAGAAGAGCAGGUAACGCAGGGUUCGUUUGUACCCCAUGGUUGGCAAGACAUACUGAACACUGCCAUUGGACGACCUGACCAUGGGGGUCGCGUUCGGGCAGCAGGCUCAGGUGUCACUAUUACUCAGUACUACGGAAGGGCAUCAAGGACAUGCAGCAGCUCGUCCACGUCCAUCAGCCAACAACAACUAGAUGAAGUUGUUGCAAGGCUUAGGGAAGACAUGACUGGCCAGAUUAGGGAAGAAUUGAGGACUCAAAUUAAGGAAGAAUUGAGGACUCAGCUAGAAGAGGAAAAUAAAAGGAGCUUGGAAAUAAUGACCAAUGCAUUGAAAGAGGCUAUUAAAAAAGAGUUGUCAAAUAAAGGAUCCCAAGAGGCACUCCAAAUUCAGCCGGACAUACAACAACUAGGUGCGCGUGCCAGCACACAGGGAAGUAAUGCUGUUACCAAUGCGCAGGCUUCACAAGAACAUGAUGCUGAUGCCAUACCAUUGAUGGGACUGUUUGUGCAGCGUAACGAUGGUACACAAAGGUUGGUGGCCAUGGGGAAAAUAAUGGAGGGGGAUUCAAUCAUACACACAGUGGCAUAUGCAGAUGAUGUUGUCAGGGUAAGUGUAGAAACAGUUAUUGAUCCUGAGGCUGAGGUCCCCUAUGCCACCUCAGAAAUACAAUAUGUGAAGCAGGCCGUCAAUACAUUUGUAGCUUGGCCCACACACCUUGUGAAAGCUGUAUUAGAUGAGCAUCCACAACGUAUUCCACACAACGAGGAUGCACAUGUGCCGAAGCCGGCUAAUGUGAACGCAGAUGAUCCGUUGCGUGAAUUGAUGAAGUACAGUUUCGAUCUUUACGACAAGCCACUUCAAAUCAGCUUUGAUGGGAGCUUUCUUGGAAUUGUAGAUGCAUCUACAUCGAUAUUCAUCACAUAUUCAGAUGUUAUUGAAAUAAUAGCAGGAGACAAAAGUCUGAACAUAUCUGUCAUACAAUUAUGGUUAAUGUAA